CAUGAGGUCAAAAUCCAUGACAUUCCAGUUUUGACCCUUGAGAGUGAAAGCUACAAAGUUUAUUCGAAAUACCCCAAUAAUCACGGGCGGGGUCCGAGUUAAGACAGCAGACCCAACUCGGCACUUGGGUUCUUUUCCUUCGAAACAUAAUCCUCGAAAGGAGAGAAUAGAGAAAGGGAUAGGCAAUCUCGCAAAACUAUCACUAAAUCAAAAUGGCACCCCCUUUUCGAAACGAUCAUGUUGGAUCUCUAUUGAGACCUAAAGAGCUCCUUGAGGCGCGGGCAAGUCUGAGCUCUCCGUCUCAGAUGUACUCGCUUGAGAUACCGGAGACUGCCAAAGUAGCUGAGCGAGAAGCCAUCCGAAAGAUCGUGCAACUCCAGUUAGAAAAAGGUAUCUGGCCCAUUACAGACGGAGAGUAUGCGAGACACAUUUAUUAUGGGGGAUUCUUUGAGAAGCUGGGCGGUUUCGAGGCACGUCCGACGCUGCCGAUCCCGGAUGCGUUCCGCACUAAUUUUCCCACGACGACGAGACUCGCCGAGAUGGGCGCCAAAACCCGCGCCGCCGUUGUCUGCACGGGUAAGAUCACGUAUGAGAAGUCUCCUUAUCUGUCCGAGUGGCUCUCACUACGUGAGAACCUACCCCAGGAUUUGUGGAGCGCCGCCAAGAUCACUGUUCCAGCUCCCUCAUAUCAGCAUAUCCAGCUGAAACCGGGGACGGCGUGGACGGCCGAUUCAGGCUACACUUCGGACGAAGAAUACUUCGAUGAUAUAGCAAAAUGCUAUGCGGCGGAGCUGCAGACGUUGUACGAUGCCGGCUUGCGCAAUAUUCAGGUCGAUGAUCCGCAUCUCACGUACUUUGCGUCGUCCAUGUUCCUCGAGGGCUGCAACAAAGACGGUACCAACACAGAUGAGCUCCUAGAUCUGUACACCCGCACGCACAAUAAACUCCUUUCCAAGAAACCGAAGGACUUGCAUAUGGGAAUGCAUCUCUGUCGCGGUAAUAUGUCCGGUUCCGUGAAUUGGGUGGAGGGCUCGUACGAGGUUAUUGCGAAGAAAUUGUUCAAUGAGACAGACUAUGAGACGUAUUACCUUGAGUUCGACGAUGUUGAGCGUGCUGGCGGCUUUGAACCUUUGAGGUUUUUGCCCCGGGGUAAGAAUGUCGUUUUGGGUCUCGUCUCAACUAAGAAGGCUGAGCUUGAAGAUCUGCGGGAUAUCAAAGAGAAGAUCCAGAUGGCUGCUAAAGUUAUUGCUGAUGCUCAGGGAGUUGCGGUAUCUGAGGCUUUAGAUUGCCUUGCUGUCAGCCCGCAAUGUGGGUUCAGUAGCAGUAGUUUGGCUGGGGGGAAGAAUAUGACUGAGGAAAGAAUGUGGGAAAAGCUCGAGCUUGUCAAGAAAGUCGCCGAUGAAGUAUGGGGUUGAAGCUGCUGUUCGC
Molecule: messenger RNA, 1428 nt
Organism: Xylaria bambusicola
Lineage: Eukaryota; Fungi; Ascomycota; Sordariomycetes; Xylariales; Xylariaceae
Exons: 2
Coding region: 213-1415 (400 amino acids)
Molecular function (GO): zinc ion binding; 5-methyltetrahydropteroyltriglutamate-homocysteine S-methyltransferase activity
Source: RefSeq, a predicted model, not a curated record